Scutellospora calospora is the source of this 1096-nucleotide messenger RNA. The record is from the annotation of a GenBank genome assembly. NCBI's taxonomy places the organism in Eukaryota, Fungi, Glomeromycota, Glomeromycetes, Diversisporales, Gigasporaceae.
AUGGUCGUUCAAUUAAAAUUUGAAAAUUCAUUUUGGACAGCUGGAAAUUAUCAGAAUGGGAUUACUGUCCUAUAUAAUAAAUUAGAUCAAGGUAAUAUAGAAAAUGAAGAAAUCAUUGACUUUCUUAGGGAAAGGAUAGCGGUAGAAGAAUCAUAUGGCAAGAAAUUAUGUGACCUUUCUCAAAUAAGUAACCGAACAAAUGGCUCUAUGCGUGAAGAUGAUACUUCGCUGAGACGUUCAUUUGAAACUGUAAAAAAAGAAUGUGACCAAUUAGGUCAAGCUCAUUUACAAAUGGCUAAUAACUUGUCAGAUUUAGUACUUAAACCUUUUCUUAAACAAAGUGAAGAUUUUAAUAAAGGCCUUAGAGCAAGUAGAGAAGAAAUAACUGGAUAUUUGAAAUUAUUUAACAAAAUGGUUGAUGAGGUUGAAAAAUCGAAAUUUAAUUAUAUAACAAAAUGUCAACUGGCUGAUGAAGCUGAUGAAAGUGCCGUUCAUGAAUCAGAGACUAUGUCAAUAUCUGAAAAAGAAAUGCCACAAGAUCCUCCAUUAACUGUUAUACUUGGGAAUCAUUCAUUUUCUGAAGAAGAAAUAAUGUCAUUUUUUAUUAAAAUGCGUGAUGAAAUUCCUUCUACUGAAAUUAAAAUACCAAUUCUUGGUGUUUAUAAUGAUGCAUAUUCUGGUGAAGAUAUUACAAAAUGGUUAAUGAAUAAUCAUGUUAAUGCAAAAACAUGGCAGGAUGCUGAAAAAAUUGGUCAAGAAUUGGCUGAUCAAGGAUUCUUACGACACAUAGGCGCGAUUGGCAAUAAUUUUGUUAGCACUCCUCCAGCUUAUUUUCAAUUCAAGAGUAAAACAUUCAACCUCAGAGAAACUGAGGAUGUAAACGCUGGAAUAGGUUGGGGUGGAUUAAUGUAUGCAAUCUCUGCCAAUCAACCUUCUGAAAAACGUGCUCGAAAAGAGGCUGAUGAAGCCGAUGAGGCCUAUCGACAUGCAGUAAGAAGGUUAGAUAGAACUCGAUUAUAUCUUGAAGAAUCUAUGAUAGAUCAAAUGACCCUUAUGGAAAGACGUGAAUUCGAUCGUAUAAAAGCUUCGAAAACAG